Zophobas morio is the source of this 885-nucleotide messenger RNA. Its product is annotated as putative nuclease HARBI1. The transcript is spliced from 3 exons. Lineage: Eukaryota; Metazoa; Arthropoda; Insecta; Coleoptera; Tenebrionidae. The record is from RefSeq and is a predicted model, not a curated record. The coding region runs from base 1 to 885 and encodes 294 amino acids.
AUGUCUGUGUCCUUAAUGUUAACGUCCUCCAGGUUCUCUGAUGAUUCCGAUGUUCCUGUUCCUAGAAGACCCCGAGUUUUUCGAGACAGAUCCGAUCCUUUCGAUAGAUACGACGAUAUCGACUUUAAGCAAAGGGAUCGGUUUUCAAAAAAUAGCCUAGUGGAAAUUUUAAAUCAGAUUGGAGACCGCUUAGAUCCUGUGACAAACCUUAACAGGGCUCUAAGCAGUAGAGAACAACUCCUGAUUUGUCUCAGAUUCUAUGCAACAGGAGCAUUUCAACAAUUAAUUGGGGAUUCUGUUUUGGAUGACAUGCUGAAAAUGCCUACCGUGCAAGAAAUACCAACAAUACACCGAAAAUUCUUCGAAAUCCGGGGUUUUCCGUGUGUGAUAGGAGCAAUAGGUGGUACUCAUAUACCAAUCCAAUGGCCAGGCCUUCAAAUAAGACAAAUCAUAGCUCGCUGGCCAGGAUCUGUCCACGAUUCCACCGUUUUUAAUGACUGUCCGUUACUUGCUGAAUUAGAACGAAGAAUGUAUGGCGCUGGAUACCCUCUUGGAGAUAGGGCCUACGCAUGCAAAAAAUAUCUUUUGACGCCAUUUAUUAAUCCAAGAAACAGGGCUGAGGAAGCAUAUAAUGCUUCACACAAAGGAACCAGAAAUACAGUUGAAAGGUGCUUUGGAGAUCUGAAACGUCGCUUUCCAGUUUUGUCUAUGGGAUUGCGACUAAAAAUGAAAACCACUAUGAUGACAAUCGUCGCCUGUGCAAUUUUGCAUAACCAGGCAAUUAUUUUUAAAGAUGACUGGCCAGAAGAUCACCUCGAAAUUGAGGAAGACGAUGGAGUCAUAGGUGGGGAACACGUAGAAGGAAAUUUUGCUGUGAGCUUCUAA